UUAACUGGACCGACUGGUGCUCACUUGACUUCUUCUAUUUCUCUUCGUUCUUCUUUAUUGUUCUUAUUUCUAAGAUUACUAAUCACUUGCGAGGCCGAAUAUUUUUCACCCUUGCAACAUUUAUUGAAAACAUAAUUUUGUGACGCUGAAUGAUGCUCAUGAGCAUAGAGAAAGAAAAGGUGAGCUGAUCUGCUGAACUGAUCAUCUCAAACAUCAUGGAGUUCUCACUGGCUCAUCCGGCUGUGAAAGCCUUCAUGUGCGGCUCUCUGAGCGGGACGUGCUCCACUCUGCUCUUCCAGCCUCUGGACCUGGUGAAAACACGUCUGCAGACCCUACAGAACGGCGUCCAGCACGGGUCGGGUCGGGUCGGCAUGGUCACGGUGUUUGUGAGUGUCCUGCGCACAGAGAAGCUCCUCGGACUGUGGAGAGGCGUUUCGCCUUCGUUUGUGCGCUGCAUUCCAGGAGUCGGCAUCUACUUCAGCACGUAUUUCACUCUAAAGCAGCGUUUUUUUGCCGACGGGGCCCCGGGGCCCUUACAGGCCGCACAGCUGGGAGCCGGAGCCAGAUGUGUUGCGGGCGUCUGCAUGCUGCCCGUCACCGUCAUCAAAACACGAUUUGAGAGCGGCCGCUAUAAGUACAGCAGUGUGUUCGGAGCGCUGCAGUGUGUGUGUCGGACGGAGGGACCGAAGGCUUUGUUUUCAGGUCUGACUGCCACGCUGCUCAGAGACGCGCCAUUCUCUGGGAUAUACGUCAUGAUCUACAGCCAGGCCAAAUACACGCUGCCACGAGAGAUCAGUCAGUCGUCUUACGCUCCGUUAGCAAACUUCAGCUGCGGGGUUCUGGCUGGCAUCCUGGCCUCCAUUGUAACCCAGCCAGCAGAUGUGGUGAAAACUCACAUUCAAGUGAGUCCAGACGUCUUCAGCAGGACAUCAGAUGUGGUGCAAUUCAUUUACAAGGAGCACGGGUUGGUGGGGUUUUUCCGUGGCGCGGUUCCUCGCUCGCUCAGGAGAACCAUGAUGGCGGCGAUGGCGUGGACGGUGUACGAGCAGCUGAUGGCUCAGAUGGGCCUCAAAUCCUGAGACCGAUCACAACCACAUCACACACUGAACCAAAUCUUCACACGGGACGUCUGAUGUUUUAGUGUUUGACUCGGAGAUCCUCGACGGCGAGGCUCAUGUGGAUCAGAAAAUCCGAUUGUUUAACUGACCGUGAUCUGCGCAGUUUUGAGUUUCAAUGAAAACACAAAUGUGAACUUUAAAAUGCACUUUAAUAUGUCCGCUCGGCUUCUCUUGUCUACAUGUGCACUUUAUGAGAGGCUUUAAGACAGUCAUAUGUUUGCUUUUAUAGUCUUUUUGUUAUGUACAUCUAUUUGACCAGAGUUAACAGGAGAAGUGCUAACAAUACAACGUUUCUAACAUCGUCCAGAAUAGUACAAUUGUUAUGUUGAAAUUUAAAUAUGGUUAUGACUGACAGGAUAACUUUAUAUGUUGUGCAACCAAAUAAAAUAGUUAAACACACGAGACUGAGAAACAAACAGUUUUUUACAGUCUGAUUGAGGGUCAUCGGCCGAAAUGAAGACUUUCUGAAUGAAGAGCAGAUAAGAGCGCUGACCUCCAGCCUCUUACGCAAAACCCUUUAAACGAGUCAAAGGAGAGUACACAAACUAUUACAAGACAGCAGUGAUUACAUGUGACAUGCUGAAAAUGUGUAAUGCUUUAGAUAUGUUUGUUUGACAUGUUCAGUAGCCUAUUGCAACAUAGA
This is a messenger RNA of Sinocyclocheilus rhinocerous, 1761 nucleotides long. RefSeq names its product solute carrier family 25 member 38-A-like. The record is from RefSeq and is a predicted model, not a curated record. Gene Ontology annotation, biological process: glycine import into mitochondrion. Gene Ontology annotation, cellular component: mitochondrial inner membrane; mitochondrion. The transcript is spliced from 8 exons. Gene Ontology annotation, molecular function: glycine transmembrane transporter activity. The coding region runs from base 216 to 1079 and encodes 287 amino acids. NCBI's taxonomy places the organism in Eukaryota, Metazoa, Chordata, Actinopteri, Cypriniformes, Cyprinidae.